UAUAAUUUUAUGUAUUUAACAACAAGCAACGUAUGCAGAAAAAGGGCGGAACGCCUGUUACGUUCACCAAUAGAAUGUUUUAUACUUUAGCCUAUUAAGAGUAUCAGAGCCGUUUACGAUGACGUAAAUGAUAAUCUAGAAUAUAACAUGAUGAACAAGUCUCGAGUAGGAUCAGAAUAUAUUCCGUUAGUGGAAGAAGACAUGUUGAAAGCGCGAUUUACCUUAAAUUUCGCUAAAGUAGCAUGGUUUACCGUUUCUUUGCCCUUUUUCGCAUUUAUAUUUUGUAUCAUUUGGUCCAUAGCAUACAAUUUUGAGCACUCUACUUCUACCCAUUGUAAGGUUUACAACUUUCUACCAUCUGUCUCUGCUGCGAUUGGACAUUAUAGACCACAAAGAGAUAUUUGGAAAAUUGCAGUAGCUGCGCAAGCAUUGAUACGAUUUUUAGUAUUAAUAAUGUAUCGCCGCUAUUAUAAGGAGCAUAUCUACAAAUGGGCACAAAAUAUUUGUAACGUCGCUACAAUUACAUAUGCGAUUGAAAACAUAUCUCUUGUAACGUUAAGUUUUUGGACAUCCGAUGAAAAUUAUGCCUUCCACAAAUUGUCUUUCAUAACGUUUUUAAUAACGUCUUUUAUUCAUAUGUUGAUUGCAUAUUUUAUCAUGAGAAAUUGUCGUAAUAUUACUAAGGAAUCUUGCGAAGCUACUUCCUUAAAGUGGAAGCGAAGAACCAUGAUAUUGAAUUUACUGUGUAUAAUAUUUGCCUGUUACUUUUUUUAUAGGCACAACAAAUAUUGUGAACCUAUAGUUUACUCUAUGUUUGCAUUAAGCGAAUAUGGUGUUGUUCUUUCAAAUAUGGGAUUCCAUUCAACCGCUGCUUGGGACUUUGCGAAUUCGCGUCUUAUGGUAUCAGGAAUGGGGUUUAGAAUAAUUUGAUGUAAUUUUGUACAAACAUUAUCGUUUUUAAUAGAAAUUAUUCUGGCCAGAAAACUCUUACGAUUGUAAUACGAAUUACGAUCUUCGAAUAAAAGAAAAGAUGUGUAUGUUAAUUGGGGUGAAAUAUAGAAAGGCGAGAAAGGAAAAAAAAAAGAGAAAAUGAAAGAAAAGAAGAAGAAGAGGCGGAAGAAGAG
This is a messenger RNA of Eufriesea mexicana, 1124 nucleotides long. Its product is annotated as post-GPI attachment to proteins factor 2. The transcript is spliced from 5 exons. Gene Ontology annotation, biological process: GPI anchor biosynthetic process. Lineage: Eukaryota; Metazoa; Arthropoda; Insecta; Hymenoptera; Apidae. The coding region runs from base 148 to 930 and encodes 260 amino acids. The record is from RefSeq and is a predicted model, not a curated record. Gene Ontology annotation, cellular component: endoplasmic reticulum membrane; Golgi membrane.